This is a messenger RNA of Rhinopithecus roxellana (golden snub-nosed monkey), 1634 nucleotides long. RefSeq names its product solute carrier family 35 member G6 (gene SLC35G6). The transcript is spliced from 2 exons. The record is from RefSeq and is a predicted model, not a curated record. NCBI's taxonomy places the organism in Eukaryota, Metazoa, Chordata, Mammalia, Primates, Cercopithecidae. The coding region runs from base 124 to 1140 and encodes 338 amino acids.
UACCACCUCAGGAGGGUUCCAGGGAAGAACCCCACCCCCACUCCAACCAGGUCACAAUGGCUGGAGCUCUGAGGGGCCCAGGCUCCCUGAGCCAGGAGGAGAGAGGAGAAAGUCCAAGGAAAGAUGGCUGGCAGUCACCCCUACUUCAACCUGCCGGACUUCACGCAGCCAUCGCCGCCCUCCACUCCACCCAGCCUCCCCUCACACCAGCGCUGCCAGCCCUCUGAUGCCACCAAGGGUCUGCUGGUGGCCCUGUUGGGUGGGGGCCUGCCUGCUGGCUUUGUGGGCCCCCUUUCUCGUAUGGCUUACCAGGCUUCAAACUUGCCCUCGCUGGAGCUGCUCGUCUGUCGAUGUCUCUUCCACCUCCCUAUUGCCCUGCUACUUAAACUGCGUGGCGACCCACUUCUGGGACCUCCUGACAUCCGAGGCCGGGCCUGCCUCCAUGCCGUGCUCAACGUCUUCAGCAUUGGAUGUGCCUACACUGCAUUUCAGAUGGUGCCCACUGGCAACGCUGCCACUGUUCGCAAAGGUUCUUCCACCGUCUGCUCUGCCCUCCUCGCCCUCUGCCUUGAGAGCCAGGGUCUCAGUGGCUACGACUGGUGUGGACUGUUGGGCAGCAUCCUAGGAUUAAUAAUCAUUGUGGGACCUGGACUAGGGACACUGCAGGAGGGGACCACAGGUCUCUACACCGCCGUAGGUUAUGUGCUGGCUUUCCUGGGAGGCCUGAUGCUGUCCCUGGGGCUUCGGGUCUAUUGUUCUCUGCUCUUUCCCUCCUGCCUCCCAACAGUGGCCUUCCUGUUUGGCUUGGUGGGGCUGCUGGGCUCUGUGCCAGGCCUUUUUGUGCUGCAGACCCCCGUGCUGCCCAGUGACCUCCUGAGUUGGAGUUGUGUGGGGGCAGUGGGGAUCCUCGCCUUGGUCUCCUUCACAUGUGUGAGCUAUGCGGUCACCAAGGCCCACCCUGCCCUGGUGUGCGCUGUCCUGAAUUCUGAGGUGGUGGUGGCCCUUAUACUGCAGUAUUAUAUGCUCCAUGAGACUGUGGCACCUUCUGACAUCAUGGGGGCAGGGGUUGUGCUGGGCAGCAUUGCCAUCAUCACAGCCCGGAACCUCAGCUGUGAGAGGGAAGGGAAGGUGGAGGAGUGAGAUAGAACUUGGGAGCCUGGGGGUUGGGAGGGGCAGGGGUAAAUAGAGGCAAAGACUGAAGACGAACAUGGAAGGACAAGUGACUGGAAAAGAACUGGUGUGGGAGAGGGAUACCUCUGAGUCAAGAGUGACUUGGGGACUUGGUGGAGAGUGACUACCUUCAAGACCUGGAGCCAGCCUGGGACCAAGGGAUGUGGAGUCCAAGCUGGGUCCUGGGAAUCAGGGCAUAACUAAGGGGUAAAGUCUGAGGAGCAGAUCCAAGGGGCAGAGGCAGGCAGGCCGUGGGCCACGGGGAGGACUUCACUCAGCAGCAAAGAGAAGAGCAUUGGGGCUGGAGUGUUCUGGCAAAGACAGAGCCAGCAGCUGCGCUGGGGGAGGGGAGCGUGCCUCCCCACCCCUCCCCUCACGGCUAAGGUUUCCUUUUCUCGUGCUUGUGCCCCCUCCUUGGGGUGGUGACGUGACAUUGACAUCAAACAAGGAUUACUCUGAAUGUG